Molecule: messenger RNA, 3207 nt
Organism: Morchella importuna
Lineage: Eukaryota; Fungi; Ascomycota; Pezizomycetes; Pezizales; Morchellaceae
Exons: 8
Coding region: 1-3207 (1068 amino acids)
Biological process (GO): proteolysis
Cellular component (GO): cytoplasm
Molecular function (GO): calcium-dependent cysteine-type endopeptidase activity
Source: RefSeq, a predicted model, not a curated record
AUGCCGGACGACAAGAAAGCCGAUUCUGCGGAGUCAAAGUCCAAGACUUUGCUUCCGCACAAUAAGCUGGCCGAUGCUGCUGCGGCAUCGAUCCAUCACACAUCGAAGUCUGUCGUAGCAACCCGUGGCUUAGAAGAGGCUAUUGAAGUUUGCAGGAAGAAGGUGGAGAAAAUUGCGAAAGAAUGUCGUAUGGCGAACAGGAAAUAUCGGGAUCUUCACUUUGACUUGAAGAGGGAUGGUAGAUACUGUCUGGACGGUCUGCUUCCUGAGCACAGGUCAGAAUUGAACCCUGAGGGUACUUUGAGAGUUGAGGAUGUCUUCGAGGAUCCAAAAUUUUUCAAGGAUGGUGUUAGUGCAGGAGAUAUUAGACAAGGAGCUACUGGAGACUGUUGGCUAUUAGCUGCAGUUGCAACCAUCAGUAACGUGCCGGGCCUUAUCGAGAAGAUUUGUGUUGCCCGAGAUGAAGCUGUUGGAAUAUACGGAUUUAUCUUCAUGCGCGAUGGCGAGUGGAUUUCCACAAUUGUUGACGACCAGCUCUACACAAACAGACCAGAAUAUCAGGAUGCCGAUAGCUAUACCCAGGCUGUGUGGUCCGGGAAAGAAGAUGUGUACGAGAAGACCUUCAUGAAAGGCUCCAAUGCGUUGGUGUACGCCAGUUGCCAGGACCCUAAUGAAACUUGGCUACCACUGCUGGAGAAGGCCUAUGCAAAGGCCCAUGGUGACUAUGGCGCAGUAGAAGGUGGAUGGUCUGGCGAGGCCAUUGAAGAUCUGACCGGAGGCGUGACAAUUGAAUUCGACACAUGUGAUCUUCUAGAUCGUGAUCGCUUUUGGAAGGAGGACUUGACGCUUGCAAACAAGGAUUACCUGUUUUCUGGGUACCUCAUGGGCACAGUUGAUCGUUCCGGUAUCCUCGCAGGACAUGCUUACUCAGUUCUCAAAGCGGUCGAAGUUAAAGGCCAGCGAUUGGUAUUAGUUAGAAAUCCCUGGGGCUGUACUGAAUGGACCGGACCAUGGAGCGACGGAUCAAAGGAAUGGACUGCUGAAUGGCUGACGUUGUUGGACCAUCGUUUUGGAAACGAUGGUUCAUUUUGGAUGUCUUACAAGGAUUUUCUCUAUAAAUUUGAUCACAUCGACCAAACACGCCUUUUCGACCCGUCCUGGACAGUGACUUCCAGUUGGAUAAAAAUUCCAGUGCCAUGGGCCCAGGUGUACAGUCCCACUAGGUUCGAAGUUAAAAUCAAGAAGAAGGGCCCUGUAGUUUUUGUUCUUUCGCAGCUUGAUGAACGCUAUUUCAGAGGCUUGGAAGGCCAGUACGACUUCAAAAUCCACUUCCGAGUCCACAAAAAGGGAGAGAAAGAGUACAUCACUCGUUCUCGACCCAAUAUCCAUAAGACCAGAAGUGUCAGCGCAGAGCUGGAGCUCGAGCCAGGGAAGUACACAGUCCUAUUUAUGGUUACUGCCACAAAGACACACCGCAAAACGACUCAAGAGGUGAUCAAGGAGACCUGCAAGACCAACAGAAUGAAGUUCUUGCAGAUCGGAAUGUCAUACGAUUUGGCUCAUGCGAAAGCUGCAGUUGAUCCAAAAGAUAAGAAGGGCGUUGAGGAGGCGGAGGCAUCACAAAAAACGAAGAAAACACCCGAAGUAGCGCAGGAUGAUGGUGAGGGUGUAGGUGAUGGGCCAGGUGAGGGUGCGGGUAUAGGUCACUCCCGAAAUAAGUCACGCGGUGUACGUGGGGGUAGGGGUGGAGUUCGUGGCGAGGCCAAGGGCAAAGAUGAAGACACUAAAGCCACCAAGGGUGACGAGGCGGAGUUGGAAAGUGAUGAUGAGGCCAAAAAGAAGGUGAAGAAAGUAAAGGAGGAGAAAGACGAAGGCGAUGAGAAGGAAGAGAAGAAAGACAAAAAAGUCAAAGACAAGAAGGAGAAGAAGGAAGACGACGAGGAAAAGGAAGAAAAGAAGGAUAAGAAGGAUAAGAAGGAUAAGAAAGACAAGAAGGGCAAAAAGGACAAAAAGGAUAAAAAGGACAAGUCUGAAAAGUCUGAAAAGUCUGAAAAAUCUGAAAAAUCUGAAAAGUCUGAAAAAUCUGAAAAAUCGGACAAGAAAGACAAGAAAGACAAAAAGGUUAAGAAGGAGAAGAAGGACGACGAUAAGUCUGGGUCUGGCUCCGAAUCUGGUUCCGAAUCUGGCUCCGAGUCAUCGUCCUCAAGCUCUUCUGAUUCGUCCUCAUCGUCCUCAUCGUCUUCAUCGUCCGGCUCUUCGUCAUCUUCGUCCUCGUCAGGGUCAUCCUCUUCCUCGUCUUCAUCUGGUUCGUCAGGGUCCUCGUCUGGUUCUUCCUCUGGUUCUUCCUCUGAAUCUGAGACCGAGGUAGCCCAAGCCGAAGCACCAGUACCAACCGACGCCGAACCCCCCACGGAUGAGGACACUUGGGAUCCUAUUGCUUGUAUUGGUCUUCGCAUUUACUCGCAAGACAAAGACACAACUGUAAAGGUUGUUCAUGUUGAGAGUGCCGAUGCUCUCGACCUCGAUGACACUUCUCGAGAUGCAGCAGAGGAGUCAUCAGAUGAAUCGGACAAGAAAGACAAGAAAAAGGACAAGAAGGGCAAGAAGAAGAAGGAUAAGAAGGGCAAGGGUAAAGAGAAGGAAGAGGAUGAUGACAAGGAAGAGAAGAGUGAGGCAGAGGCUGAUGAUGAGGCGGAGAAGGUCAAGGAUAAGAAGAAGAAGAAGAAGAAGGAUAAGGGCAAGAAAGAAAAGGAUGAAGGAGAAGAGAAGGGGGAGAAGGAAGAGAAGGAAGAGAAGGAAGAGAAGGAAGAGAAGAAGGACAAAAAGGACAAAAAGGGCAAGAAGGACAAGAAGGACAAGAAGGACAAGAAGGACAAGAAGGACAAGAAGGACAAGAAGGACAAGAAGGACAAGAAGGAUAAGAAGGAAGAGAAGGAAGAAAAAGAGGAGGGCGAGAAGGCCAAGGUGGAGAAGGGCGAAGAUAAGGUUGCAGGCGUUAAAGAGGUGGAAGAACCUAAAGUUAAGCAGUUGAAGGAAGAGAUUGAAGUACAGCCUGCAGCAGACGCGGCCGUAGAAGACGUGAAGAGGGAUGUAGUUGAAGAAAACGUAGCGAAGGACGUGGUUGUAGAGGACAAAAAGGAGGUUGUCGAAGGAGUGGAGGAACAGGCAAAAGAGGAAAAGAAAACUUUUGCUGAGGCAGCUACAUAG